AUGGCGGAACCCGCAGCCGAGGCCGACGAGCGGUCGCAGAAACGGAGCCACGCCGAGUUUGCCGAGCAAGAUGGAUCGGACUCGUCGGAUGACGACAUGGGCCCGCAGCUGCCCUCGACCGAAGCCCCCAAGAAGAAGCGCCGCGUGCUGCCGUACGAGAAGCUCUACGUGGCCGCCAUGCCCUCGUCCACGCGCUACUCGCGGUCGCUGAUGCACAAGGAGCAGCUGCUCUUCGUCACGUGGACACCGCUGACCGACUUCCUCAUCACCGCGUCGGCCGACGGCGUCGUCAAGUUUUGGAAGAAGAUUGCCCAGGGCAUCGAGUUUGUCAAGCAGUUCCAGGCGCACAACGGCGACAUCAGGUCCGUCUCCGUCAGCCAGGACGGCACCAGCUUCGCCACCGCCGGCGCCGACGACACCAUCAAGGUCUUCGACGUCGUUACCUUUGACCUGCUGUCCAUGAUCUCGCCCGGCUUCGCGCCCAAGUGCCUGUGCUGGGUCCACCGCAAGGGCGCCUCGCUGCCACUGCUGGCCGUGUCCGACGAGGCGGGGCCGCUGAUUCGCAUCUACGACGGCCGCGGCGAGAGCGAGGAGCCCAUACACACCAUCAAGGGCCUGCACCGGAGCCCCGUGCACCUCAUGGCCUUCAACGACGCCUUUGACUGCGUCGUAUCGGCCGACGAGAACGGCAUGGUCGAGUACUGGCGGCCGAGCGGCAGCUAUGAGAAGCCCGACAACGUCUUCGAGUACAAGAGCGCCACCAACCUGUUUGACUUUCGCAAGGCCAAGAGCGUGCCGUCGUGCCUCGCCCUGUCGCCCAGCGGCAACAGCCUGGCGACGCUGUCGCUGCCGGACCGCAAGAUCCGCCUCUUCGACUUUGCCACGGCCAAGCUGCAGCGCACCUACGACGAGUCGCUCCAGGCCAUCGAGGAGAUGCAGCAGGCCGGAGCAGCGUCGCAGAAGUUCGACCACGUCGAGUUUGGGCGACGGCUCGCGCAAGAAAAGGAGCUCGAGUCGCCGUUGCUGCGGUCCAAGUGCAACAUCGUCUUUGACGAGUCGGGCCACUUUAUCCUCUACGGCUCCAUGCUCGGCAUCAAGGCCCUCAACACGUACACGAACCGGGUCCUCAAGGUCUACGGCGGCGACGAGGGCUUCCGCGCCGUCCACCUGGCCUUGUACCAGGGCCAGCCGCAGAAAAAGGGCGUCGUGUCGGUGGAGAUGGGCGCGUCCAGCAACCCGCUGCUGCAGGAGUCGGAGGCCCGGGACCCGAUCCUGGUGGCGACGGGGGUGGGCAAGGUGCGCUUCUACAUGUUUACCAGCAACGAGGACAUUUCCAAGUCGACGCGCGACGUGCAGAACGAGAGGCCGACGGGCCCGGGCCACAAGAAAGAGGCCAAGGUCCGGCAAAAGGAGACGGCCGACGGCGCGGUGCUGCACACGACGUACGGCGACAUCCACGUCCGGCUGUUCCCCGACGCAGCGCCCAAGGCGGUCGAGAACUUUGUGACGCACGCCAAGAGUGGCUACUACAACAACACCAUCUUCCACCGCGUGAUCCGCAAGUUCAUGAUCCAAGGAGGCGACCCGCUGGGCGACGGGACGGGCGGGGAGAGCAUCUGGGGGCGCGAGUUUGAGGACGAGUUUAGCAGCCUCAAGCACGACAAGCCGUACACGCUGAGCAUGGCCAACGCGGGGCCCAACACCAACGGGAGCCAGUUUUUCAUCACGACAGAGAAGACGCCGUGGCUGGACGGAAAACAUACGAUAUUUGGGCGGGCGACGCAAGGGUUCGAGGUGAUACAAAAGAUCGAGGGUGUGCGGACGUACAAGGAGAAGCCCGAGGAGGACAUUAAAAUCGUCAGCAUUGACGUUGCGUGA
Hirsutella rhossiliensis is the source of this 1878-nucleotide messenger RNA. Its product is annotated as cyclophilin type peptidyl-prolyl cis-trans isomerase/CLD domain-containing protein. Bases 1 to 1878 code for a protein of 625 amino acids. Gene Ontology annotation, molecular function: peptidyl-prolyl cis-trans isomerase activity; protein binding. Lineage: Eukaryota; Fungi; Ascomycota; Sordariomycetes; Hypocreales; Ophiocordycipitaceae. The record is from RefSeq and is a predicted model, not a curated record. The transcript is spliced from 3 exons. Gene Ontology annotation, biological process: protein folding; protein peptidyl-prolyl isomerization.